AGUGUUAGCACUGCGUUAGACCGGCUAACUGUCUUCACUAACGGCUUACAAAAAGUAAUUGUGAAAUAAAAGGUUACUUUUAAAUAGAAAUCAUAUUUGUUAUUAUUACAUUGCAAAUGUAAGUAAGUAAAAACACGAUGAGUAUGAUGAGUGUAAUACGAGUAUUGUUGAUCACGAGCAUAUUGAGUUUUGGAUGUGAUGCUUAUAAUGUACUAUUUUUAUCACCAAUGCCAAGUGGUAGCCAUGGGAUUCUUGGAGAUGCGUUCGUGAAACUUUUGUCCAACGCUGGUCACGAGGUUACCUACAUAACGGCAACGUCUAAGAUAACUUCAUAUCCGAAUGUUACCAUAGUUGAUGUUAGCUCAAAUAUAAAUCUCUUUCCAGAGAACUUCCUAAAUAUCAAAGCUAUAAUGGAAAAAGAUUCGGACAUGAAUGAGAAUGACUUCUUCUUCCCAAUUAUGGACAAGGUGAGCUUAGUGACGAUUAAAAACAAGAAAGUUCAGAAAAUUCUUACGGACGAUUCGCAGCAAUUCGAUGUCGUCGUUGCCGAGUGGAUGUAUAACGAACUUUAUGCUGGGUUUUCAACAGUAUUUAAUUGCCCAUUGAUUUGGUUCUCCACUCUGGAGCCCCAUUGGUUGAUUUUAAGGAUAAUGGAUGAGGCUCUAAGCCCAGCAUACAAUCCAGACAGCAUGUCUACCAAUAUGAUUCCUUAUACGUUUUUUCAACGCUUGCAAGAGCUAUGGUUACAGAUGUCACGCAGUUUCUACCGUGAACUUUGGAAAUACAAUGAAGUGACUAAGGUUUUUAAUGAAAUGUAUGCACCUGUACUGUCUCGAAAGGGAAGAGCCGUUCCAUCAUACGAGGAUGUAAGAUACAACGGUUCUCUUAUGUUGGGCAAUUCUUACGUCGCGCUGGGACAGGCUACCAGACUUCCACAAAGCUACAAACCUGUUGCAGGUUUUCACAUCGAUAAAAAUGUGCAGCCAUUACCAAAGAAUCUAAAAGUUAUCAUGGAUCAUGCAAAGCAUGGUGUGAUAUAUUUUAGCAUGGGAUCAAACUUACAAAGUUCGCAAUGGCCAAACGAGAUCAAAGCGGGUUUGCUAAGAAUGUUCGGUGAAUUGAAGCAAACUGUGUUAUGGAAGUUUGAGGAAUCGCUAGCGAAAGUACCAAGUAAUGUGCAUCUACUUAAAUGGGCUCCACAGCAGAGCAUUUUAGCCCAUCCCAAAUGUGUUCUCUUCAUCACACAUUCUGGUUUGUUAUCGACAACUGAGGCGGUUCAUUUUGGUGUACCUAUCAUAGGAAUUCCAGUUUUCGCUGAUCAAUUUGUCAAUAUACUUCGGGCAGUCAACAAAGGAUUUGCAAAAAAAGUAGACCUGUCAUAUGAAAUUGUAGAUGAAUUAAAAACUGCAAUCGAAGAUAUUCUUAUCGAUCCACGAUAUCACGAUAAAGCAAAAGAAUUGUCUUUUGUCUACCACGAUCGACCGGUGACUCCCCAAAAAGAAAUCGUGCACUGGGUGGAACACGUGAUCCGUACAAAUGGAGCAGGUCAUUUGCGCUCUCCAGCACUAUUCGUCCCUUGGUACCAGAAGAUGUAUCUUGAUUUAAUAUCAAUUAUUGUUUUUAUCAUAAUUAUGUCAGUGAUUUUCGUUAAAUAUUCGCUUCAAACAUGUAAACAUGUAUAUUAUAAGG
This is a messenger RNA of Parnassius mnemosyne (clouded apollo), 1689 nucleotides long. NCBI's taxonomy places the organism in Eukaryota, Metazoa, Arthropoda, Insecta, Lepidoptera, Papilionidae. The record is from the annotation of a GenBank genome assembly.